GGCCCUUUUAUCAACAUAUCUUAGCGUGAUCUUACGUAAGAUUCGUAGGAUUUUGACGUACGCUUAUCGUAAGUACUGCGAACCGUUUUAUCAAAGAAAUCGCAGCUAAGAUGUCGUAAGAUUUGUGCUGAAAGCUACGACUGGGUAAGACCACUCUUAGCGUUCGUAAAUUGUACUAAACAUGGCCGCCGCACGUGCUUUAGACGAUGGUUAACCAAGAGAGAUGAGACCACUCUUAGCGUUCUUAUUAUGGCGGCCAUAGGAGCGUUAGACGUCGCACGACCGAGAGAAAGGAGGCUGUUUCGACAAAGAAAGGGGUUCAGUGAUCUUAGAGACGCUGAAAUAUUGAGUCGCUAUCGAUUAGAUCGACAAUCCAUUUAUCGGCUUGUCGAUUUGUUAAGGGACGAUCUACAAAAACCGACGAGAAGAUCGAAGUCCAUACCUGUCCUAACGCAGGUGCUUGUGAGUCUAAGGUACUUGGCGAAAGGUGAUUUUCUGUCUGAGGUUGCUGACCUUCAUGGAAUUAGCAGGUCCAGUGCAUGCAAUAUUAUUGCAGCCUUUGUUGAUGCUGUUAAUUUAAGAAUUGAUAAUGUAAAGUUUCCAACUGGAAUUGCACUUGCUUCUGUCAAACAAGGAUUUUUUCAAAAAUGUGGCAUUCCAAAUACAAUUGGUGCAAUUGAUGGAACACUCAUUCCAAUAAUUGCCCCAGCAGCAAAUGAAGCCAUUUAUGUGUGUCGUAAAGGCUUCCAUGCCAUAAAUGUCCAAGCAGUUGUGGACCACAAGGCCAGGUACAUUGCGUUAAGCUUAUGA
Messenger RNA from Dreissena polymorpha, 810 nucleotides. Its product is annotated as putative nuclease HARBI1. The record is from RefSeq and is a predicted model, not a curated record. NCBI's taxonomy places the organism in Eukaryota, Metazoa, Mollusca, Bivalvia, Myida, Dreissenidae. The coding region runs from base 250 to 810 and encodes 186 amino acids. The transcript is spliced from 4 exons.